AUGAACGCCGACGACCUGGGCUCGCCGAGGGAGCUCACCGGGCUGCAGCGGAGAAGGGCGCUGUACCAACCGGAGUUGCCUCCAUGUCUUCUUCAGGGAACGAGAAUCAGAGUGGAGUUUGGCGACUCAACAACGACCAUUGAUUCAAAAUGCGCCGACAUUGUCGCACAGGCAUUCCCACACAUCUUUGGUCAGAAGCUGGUGCGUUUCCUAGAGCCACACACUGACACGGUGGUCUCUGAAUCUGAUGCACAAGUCAUCCAAGAACACCCACCAAUUAGGGUGGGUGUGGUGUUUUCUGGAAGGCAAUCACCUGGCGGGCAUAAUGUCAUAUGGGGUACUUAUGAUGCUAUGAAAGCUCAGAAUCCACACAAUGUUCUGCUUGGGUUUGUAGGUGGCACGGAAGGCCUAUUUGCAAAGAACACGCUGGAGAUCACUGAUGAUGUGCUUUCGUCAUACAAAAAUCAAGGUGGUUUUGAUUUGCUCGGCAGGACUGUUGAUCAAAUCCGCACGACAGAGCAAAUAAAUGCUGCUAAGGCAACAUGCUGUGAUCUUAACUUGGAUGGCCUAAUCAUCAUUGGAGGGGUGACCUCCAAUUCAGAUGCUGCUCAGCUUGCAGAGAUCUUUGCGGAGCAUAACUGCAAGACAAAAGUUAUAGGUGUCCCUGUAACGCUGAGUGGUGAUCUCAGGAAUCAGUUCGUGGAAACAACUGUUGGUUUUGAUACAGUGUGCAAGGUGAACUCUCAGCUUAUAAGCAAUGUUUGCCUUGAUGCAAUCUCAGCUGGGAAGUACUACUAUUUUGUUCGCUUGAUGGGUGGCAAAGCAUCUCAUGUUGCAUUAGAGUGCGCACUUCAAUCACACCCAAACAUGGUUAUAUUAGGAGAGGAGGUGGCAUUUUCAAAGCUCACAUUGAAGGAAAUUACAAACAAGAUAUGCGACGGAGUAGAAGCAAGGGCGGAACAAGGGAAAUACCAUGGAGUGCUAGUUAUUCCUGAGGGACUAAUAGAAAGCAUACCAGAAAUGUAUGCACUCAUUCAGGAAAUCAAUAAUCUCCACAGUAAUAAUGUUUCUGAGGCAGACAUUCCAUCUCAACUUUCUCCAUGGGCCGCUGCCUUGUUCAAGUUCUUGCCAUCGUUCAUUAGGAGAGAGUUGAUCCUGCAUCAAGAAUCUGAUAACUCAGCACAGCUAUCUCAGAUCGAUACCGAGCAGCUCUUAGCUCAUUUAGUAGAAGCAGAAAUGAACAAGAGAACAAAAGAAGGAAAGUACAAGGGAAGAAAAUUCAGUUCAGUGUGCCACUUCUUUGGUUCUCAAGCCCGAGGAUCGCCACCAUCAAACUUCGACUGCAACUAUGCUUAUGUUCUUGGCCAUAUUUGUGUGCAAAUAAUAGCAGCUGGAUUGAAUGGUUACAUGGCUACCGUAACAAAUCUGAAGGACUCGACAAACAAGUGGCGAUGCGCUGCUGUUCCUCUAGCGGCAAUGAUGAGUGUGAGGAGACACUUGCGUGGUCCUGGAGCUGUUCCUAUUGGGAGGCCAGUUAUCCAUCCUUCUCCUAUUGACCUGAAAGCAGAGUCAUAUGCGGUCCUGAGAGAGAAAGCCUCAAGCUUUCUGUUAGACGAUUUCUACAGAACUCCAGGAGGCAUUCAGUUCGAAGGACCUGGCGCAGGCACCAAGCCUAUCACAUUGACCAUAGAAGAGCAGGACUAUCUGGGUGAUAUCGAGAUACUGCAAGCCUACUUGGACAAGGUUAGGACCAUCCUGAAGCCUGGAUGCUCACGGGAGAUUCUCAAGGCAUCAAUAAGCUCGAUUGCGUCAGUAAACGAUGUGCUCAAGUUCAUGUCGGCACCCCUCAAUACAGAGCUUCCUCUCUACCACUUCAACUGA
Molecule: messenger RNA, 1881 nt
Organism: Miscanthus lutarioriparius
Lineage: Eukaryota; Viridiplantae; Streptophyta; Magnoliopsida; Poales; Poaceae
Source: the annotation of a GenBank genome assembly